Molecule: messenger RNA, 2082 nt
Organism: Asterias rubens (European starfish)
Lineage: Eukaryota; Metazoa; Echinodermata; Asteroidea; Forcipulatida; Asteriidae
Exons: 8
Coding region: 356-1879 (507 amino acids)
Biological process (GO): regulation of transcription by RNA polymerase II
Cellular component (GO): nucleus
Molecular function (GO): RNA polymerase II cis-regulatory region sequence-specific DNA binding; DNA-binding transcription factor activity, RNA polymerase II-specific; protein binding
Source: RefSeq, a predicted model, not a curated record
CCGUACGUCUCGUUAUCAUUCUGGGAUUGUACACGGAUGAGAAAUAUAGAUUUUCGUGUAGGUUUCUAUGGCAUAUUUCUUCGUAUGCGUAUGGUGUAAAAUGUGGUAUAAAAGAAGCAAGUUGGAGUGCAGAUGUUGUAAAAUAAACGACGACGUGCGAGAAGACAGCACUUUCAACACUUCACUCAAGUUGAGCAAAUGUAACUGAAAAAACAAAGUCAAAACGUAAACGUUACAUGUCGUACAUUACAAAGAAUACUAAGAAUUGCUAGUCUACGUACCAGUACAGCAGCUACGUGUGGUUCACCACCCUUUUUGGCCGGCCAGUUAAAGCAAGAACUUAUAAGAGGACACCAUGGAUCCAAAUACAAGUUUUGCAGAUCUACUGAUGGAUCCCACAUCACAGAGUUUGGCUCAAGGACCCCAGAGUGACGUUUCUCCGAUGGUUGAAGACUUUCACACCAUCCUUCAAGAUUUCAACCUGCCACCUGAAGACGUCCAAAACCAGCAAGAAAUUAUAACUGAUUUAUUAUCAGGAGAUCUGAAUUGCCAGUUCAGCCCAAAUGAGAUUGGGGAACUCACCCAAUCGCUGGAUGCCUUCAUUAGGGUGAUCUCAGAUCAGGGCGAUCAGAGCAACUGUACAGACCUUGAUAAUAUCGAGCCUUCUAUUCGUCAGCUGAUAAGACCAGCAGUUCAGCUACCAUGUGGCCCAUCAUCGUUGGAAUUACCAAGUGCCAAACCAAAGGCGAUCAUCAACCCACUGACCAAUGAGAUGGCUGGGUCACCGCCUACUACAAUAACAACGAUCAAUCAAAACCCACAUUUUAUCCAGAAUCACGCUUCGACUGUCCCAGCACAGCUCAUCGAACCAGUGAUUGACCAAUCACGGGUAGAAGUCCCAACUGCCGAACCAGUGAUUGACCAAUCGCAGGUAGAGGUCUCAACUGGCGAACCAGUGAUUUACCAAUCCCAGGUAGCUGUUCCAACAGCCAAUCAAAUCAGUCCUACCUUAGUAGCAUCCUCAGCUCGCCCAGCAAUUCAGACGGGUUCGAAGUCCAAGAAGACAAAUACAAAGAAGAAACGGCCACGAGCAGAGAGGCAGACACCUACAUCCUCACCCUCAUCAUCAUUGGUACUGGAGAAGAAGAAACUGAAGAUUGCCGUUAAUCCACAAGCCAACGAGGAGUAUGGACUCCCACAAGGCAAUGAGCUUCGCAUUCGACUGUUCUAUCAGAAGUACAUCGUGGAAGACAAGAAUAUCAAAAGUCGAGAUGGUUUCUUGGUCUACCACAAGAAUGCGUGGACAUUCCCUUCUGGUGCUGUUCAUGAUCUUACAAACAUUGAGUUUCCGCAGCUGGAGGCGCAGUCAUCCAAGUUAAGAAUGACACGGAGUCAGAAGAGCUCGACUAAACAGCUUUUAGAUGCUAUGACUAAAGGGGUUCAUGUUUACCAUGAUGAAUUCCACAACAUCCACAUCGAGCGUUAUUGCAGGAGUCGUGUUUUAUGUUACACUACGGACAUUGGCGAAGACGCUAUCACUGAGGGCGCCCUUCAACGUUGUGAUCACCUACACCAGAUCAACCUACAGCAAGGAAAGAAAGUCAAGGUCUUUGACAACAGAGUUUAUAUGCAAAAGGUGAGGGACAGGAUGCUUUAUCAAAUCCCAUGUAUGUCUCCCCCACCUUUCAUUAUCCUGAGUUUUGGUCAACCGUGGCAGGAAGGGUUCCCGUUGAGUAAUAAUCUAGUCUAUGUGAAGAUCACUCCAAUGCGCCCAAGAAAGCAAUACUCUGUCGAAGAAACGCCGUCUAUGGAUUGUGAGAAAACCUGCAUACUGGAAUCUUUUUCUAGUCUGAGUUUGAAUCACACUGAAGACAAGUGAAAUUCACCUCAAACGUUUUAGAGUUGAAAUUUCAACCAUGGUAAAUUCAAAAAAUUACAUGGCAGCCAAAAGCUGAAAAUUGUACAAUUUGAAAAAUUAAAUCAGCGGCUUAUGUUUGAGAGCACCCUUAAGGCCGAGUUAUAGUCGGUCGCGCGAUGGUCGGGCGUCGGAAAUCUGGACGCGCGAUCAUAAAAAGACACGGU